Molecule: messenger RNA, 8312 nt
Organism: Salvelinus fontinalis (brook trout)
Lineage: Eukaryota; Metazoa; Chordata; Actinopteri; Salmoniformes; Salmonidae
Product: chondroitin sulfate synthase 2-like
Exons: 4
Coding region: 437-2737 (766 amino acids)
Cellular component (GO): Golgi cisterna membrane
Molecular function (GO): glucuronosyl-N-acetylgalactosaminyl-proteoglycan 4-beta-N-acetylgalactosaminyltransferase activity
Source: RefSeq, a predicted model, not a curated record
UGGGACAACGCACCUCUAAUAGGCUUUUCAGCUGAAGAGAGGAUUUUCUUUUCUAUAGCUCUUUAUUUAAACCAACAUGUAUGUAGGCCGCAGUAUUGUGAUCUAUUUAGCCAUGGGCGAGGUUGAUGGGUUUUAUUUAACAAAUGAUGUGAUUCAGUAGCAUACUGAAAGGGUCCUGGAAACGCAUGCGUUUAUGCAUAUCUGGCGGUUGUGUUUCAUUGGGGUGGAGCUAGAGAUCAUUGACACGUAAGAAUCCUGCUUUAAUUUUAAGAAAGAGGCUACAUAGGCCUACGUCUUUUUAGUAGCGAAGGAUGGCAUUUUUGAAUAUAGUCAGCUACUAAUAUUUUGUAUUUGGUUUGAUGUACAUAAUUAUCCAAAGCGACUAAAUUGGGCGGUGUGUAGGCUGUAGAAAGGGCCUACAUAGUCAACGUUGAGAAUGAGAUUCUCAAUGUUUAUUUCUCUGCUGAGGCCGAUCGGCCCGGUUAUUAUCGGUAUUUCUUUGGGAUUUACCUUAAGUUUACUUAGUGUGAAUUGGGUGGAGGAGUCUUGUUUCCUCAACGGGAAAGCGAGUAAAGAAAUAAGUUUGUCCCAAGAUGGGAAUUCAAAAGGAGCAAGGAGACCCAAUUCGAUAUCGACGGUCAAAGAUGUGGACGCCGAGGAAGAUUUUGAGCCAAGAAUAGUGCCAUAUAAACCAGUCCAACAAAGCAAACCAAAUAAACUUUUUCGGGCUAAGUACAUCAGUACAGAGCUGGGGAUCCGGGAGCGCCUCUUCGUAGGGAUCCUGACAUCCAAAAGCACCAUCAACACAAUGGGAGUGGCCGUGAACCGCACCAUCAGCCAACACCUGGACACUGUGGUCUUCUUCACCGGCAUGCGCAACCGCAAAGUGCCCCACGGCAUGUUCGUGGUCACCCAUGGGGACGAGCGGCUCAUAUGGAACAUGUUCCAGACCAUCAAGUACAUCUUGGAGCACUAUAUCCAUGAGUAUGACUGGUUCUAUCUGGCCCAGGAUGACACCUACACAGAGGCAGACCGGAUCAAACAGCUGGUGUCUCACCUGAGCAUGGACCGGGAGCUUUACAUGGGCAGCCCUGAGGAGUUUAUAGGUGGGGAGAUGGAGGGGAGGUACUGCUACGGUGGUUUCGGAUACAUUCUGUCCCGUACCCUGUUACUCCGGCUCAAACCGUUCCUGGAGAACUGUAGGAAUGACAUCCUGAGUGCCAGGCCUGACGAGUGGCUGGGCAGAUGCAUCAUUGAUUAUGCCAACACCAACUGUGUGGAUGAGCAUGAGGGGCUGCAGUACUACCAUUACGAGAUGGGCAAGAACUCAGAUCCGAGUAAGGAGGACAAUAUGCAGUUUAAAAAUGCCUUCACUGUCCACCCGGUGUCUGACCCUGAGCAGAUGUACAGAGUACACGAGCACUUCACUGAGAUCGAACUGCAGAGGACAUACGAUGAGAUUAAGAAGCUGCAGACGGAGAUAAAGAAUGUGAGUGAAGUGGCUUAUGAUGGCAACCGUAGCGCCCAGUGGCCCAUUGGGAUCAAUCCUCCCUUUGAGCCCAAGUCUCGGUUCGAGGUCCUUCGAUGGGACUACUUCACAGAGGAACAGGUGUAUUCGUGCAUCGACGGCUUCCCCAAGUGUGAACUGCGCGGUAUUGAUCGUUUGGACGUGGCCGACGUCAUCGAGAUAGCCAUGGGGGAGCUGAACAAGAAGUACAAGCCUGUCCUCCACUUGAAGAAGCAGCAGCUGAUCAACGGCUACCGGCGCUUCGACCCCACUCGGGGCAUGGAGUACACCCUGGACCUGCAGCUGGAGGUAGUCAACCAGAAAGGCCACAGUCGCUCCAUCACCAAGAGGGUCCACCUGGUGCGUCCCCUGAGUCGCAUCGAGAUCAUCCCCAUGCCUUAUGUCACAGAGGCCACCAGAGUUCACAUCAUCUUACCGCUGAACGUUCAGGAUCGAGAUUACGUCAACCAUUUUCUUGAAGUGUUUGCCGCAAAUUCGUUUGAGACCAGUGAAAACGCCAUUUUGACUUUCCUGUUCAUCUACGACCCAUUCGAGGCCCAGCAGGUCAACCAGAAUGACAUCUUCGCCAGUGUUAAAACCCAGAUCAAUGCCUAUGAACGCAAGUAUCCAACAGUGAAGAUCCCGUGGAUAAGUGUCAAGACCGAAACCCCCUCUCAAAUCAAAUUCAUGGACAUCAUCUCGAAGAAGCACCCAGUAGACACUCUGUUCUUCAUCGCGAACGUCAACACCAACGUCAACUCUGAGUUCCUCAACCGUUGUCGCAUGAACUCCAUCAACAACUGGCAGGUGUUCUUCCCAAUCCACUUCCAGGACUACAACCCAGACAUCGCCUUCCACAACCAGGAGCCCCCACCUGCAGUAGACCUGGUCAAGGACGCCGGACACUUUGACCGCAGUUCGUUCGAGGAGGCGUGCUUCUAUAACACUGACUACAUGGCGACGCGCACGCGCAUGGCCUCCGACGUGCAGGAGAACGAGGAGAUCCUGGAGACCUUGGAUAUCUACGAUAUGUUUGUCAGGUACUCAACCCUGCAUGUGUUCAGGGCUGUGGAGCCAGCCUUGCACCAGAAGUACCGCUACCAGGCCUGUAACCCUCGGCUAAGUGAGGACAUCUACCACAGGUGUGUCCAGAGCAACCUGGAUGGCCUGGGAGCCCGUUCCCAGCUCGCCAUGCUGUUAUUUGAACAAGAGCAAGGAAAUAGCACUUGAUCACGCCCCUCUUAGAAACUUCACCUAGAAUGUGUGUGUGAUUGUGUGUGUAUGUAUGUUUGCGUGCGUGUGAAUGUGUGCAUGUCUGUUUUAAAACUAAUGCAGUACAUUCCUAAAAUAUUUAGUUUUUUUACUGAAUACAAAAAACCCUGCUGGAACCAAAUAGGUUUGUUUUGAACAUUGAAAGUAUUUUAAACCUUUGAUUUGGUGGUCAUGCAGGGAUGCCUAUAUCAAUAUUUUUUUAUAUAUUAGAAAAGUUCUACAUACAUUUGAUGUUGCUCUCAAGGGUAUGGCUUUAAACCUGCACAGCUUUUGAUACUUGGUCCUUUGCAGUUUAGUAAUCACUACUAAAGCACAUCUCAAUAUGUGUGCCUUUUUUAAUGUCUGUCGGUCCUCUUGUAUUUUCAUGUCCAUUGUCAUAUCAAGCAAAAAAAGUAGAUUUACAUGUAUUCAUUUAUCAAUAUUUUGAGGCCUCAUAUUUCCACACUACACAUUUCAUAUUUUAAUGUGUAAGCUGGCAUCUGAAAUAUAGAUUCACUCUACUCAAAGAUGUUAAACGGAUGAAAGCUUUAUGGUACUGACGUAAUCAGAUGCAGCAUGAGAUUACUGUUAGGCUAAGAGGAUUGGACAAUAAUGUGUCGGUACUGUAGGGCACCAUAGGUGGGGUAGAAAACUAGCCUGUAGGGUCUCUUUAGGAGGCUGCAGCAUUACACAUUCUUGAAGAAAAAAAACAUAUGAUUGUCUGUUAUUUAGAAUAGGAAAUCAUGUCAUCUUUAUCUGUUACAUUUCUAUCUGCAACACUCUAAACAUUUCUCCCCUCUGAAUACACGGUUAGAUACUGUAUGUUUCUCUGACCAUAUUGCUGGAGAGUCCUUGAAAAUAACUGAGGCCAACUUUGUGACUGGACUAGUUCACAUAAGUUGAUGGUUUCAGUAUGUUACACACUCAAAUGUGAUCUCAGUAAAUUAAAGUAGCAAUUUGAAAUCAGUUGAAUUUAAGAAUGUAGUUAUUGAGGACAAUCAGGAUUGUGGUUUGUAAUGUAUACAUUGGUCGUCAACGUUGUAACAUGAAUGUUAUUACAUUUCUAUUGCAUCAGAAUAUACCUGAAGACAUACAGUUGAAGUCCGAAGUUUACAUACACCUGAGCCAAAUACAUUUAAACUCAGUUUUUCACAAUUCCUGACAUUUUGUCCUAGUAAAAAUUCCCUGUCUUACAUCAGUUAGGAUCACCACUUUAUUUUAUGAAUGUGAAAUGUCAGAAUAAUAGUAGAGAUUGAUUCAUUUCAGCUUUUAUUUCUUUCAUCACAUUCCCAGUGGGUCAGAAGUUUACAACACUCAAUUAGUAUUUGGUAGCAUUGCCUAUAAAUUGUUUAACUUGGGUCAAACGUCUUUUUUAUGGCGUUUUUGGAGCAGUAAAACCGUAGUCAUGCGGUUGUAUGGCAGUUUUGGAGCACGACCUGGCUUGUGAAGGUCUACACAUUUUUUUCUGAAGUCUUGGCUGAUUUCUUUUAAUUUUCCCAUGAUGCCAAGCAAAGAGGCACUGAGUUUGAAGGUAGGCCUUGAAAUACAUCCACAGGUACACCUCCAAUUGACUCAACUUAUGUCAGUUAGCCUAUCAGAAGCUUCUAAAGCCAUGGCAUCAUUUUCUGGAAUUUUCCACGCUGUUUAAAGGCACAGUCAACUUAGUGUAUGUAAACUUCUGACCCACUGGAAUUGUGAUACAGUGAGUUAUAAGUGAAAAAAUCUGCCUGUAUACAAUUGUUGGAAAAAUGACUUGUCAUGCACAAAGUAGAUGUCCUAACAAACUUGGCAAAACUAUAGUUUAAGAAAUUUGUGGAGUGGUUGUAAAAGUGUAUGUAAACUUCCGACUUCAACUGUACAUAGUUUGAAAUCCCAUUGAUAUUGACAUUUCCCUGCAACAUUUCCGCCAAGUUAUAAUAAUAAUCACUAUUAUUAUUAUAAUUAUUGUAUAUAUACAUUUACAUGGUACCACAUUGUAGCCCUCAAUAUGUAAUAGUUUGGCAGCAAGCAAAUAGCUGUACACUGCAAUUUCCACUCAGUAUUGUGCAAACAGAGGCCUUUUGAGUGGGUGCAGCAGGUACCAGUAACCUGAGAAGUAAAAUAUGUGCAAUACUGUAUAGAUUAUAUUUAUAUAUGAACAAAUUAUAACUGUCCAUUCAAGGACCGGGAUUAUAUUUGUUUGACGUGUUGCAAAUUGAGAAUAUGUUCUAAAGUUAUAUUUAUAAAGCUUAUACCAAGCCAAUAUCCUUUGUAACACUGAAUGUGACAUGGCCUACAUUAAAGGUAGACAGUGAAGUGACGUUGCAACGAGCAGCAGCGCAGAUGUUGCGAUGAGACGCAAGACUUCGUUCUCAUACAGUCACACACAGUGUCUGCGCAUGUGUAUGGGUUGGUACGGGACCGAAACGACUGACAAGUUUAGCCUUGCGCUUCAACGCUCUUAUUUUUUUGCGGAAGUUGACCCACUAUGUUGUUGACUUUGUGCAUCUAUGUCCUUUCACUGAGUCUACAGUACCUUUUAAGACUUAACUGAUAUUACUGUAUUGUGUAUAAAUGAAUACACUACAUUUUAAAGAUUUGAUUUGUAUUGUAUUAUACUGAAAGAAACACUAUGGACACUGAAUCUAUCAUGAAAUGAAUACAUACUGAAAAGAAACAACCAACCCUUGUAAAUCUAGAUUUUACAUGUACAGUGCCUUCAGAAAGUAUUCACACCCUUUUACUUUUGUGUAACUGAUCUACACACAAUACCCCAUAAUGUCAACGUGGACUUUGGUUUGUAGAACAUUUUAGAAAGGAAUGAAAAGUCAAUAAGUAUUCAACCCCUUUGUUAUGGCAAGCAUAAAUAAGUUCAGAAGUAAAAAUGUGCUUAACGAAUCACAUAGGUUGCAUGGACUCAUUCUGUGUGCAAUAAUAGUGUUAAACAUUAUUUUUGAAUUCUACCUCAUCUCUGUACCCCACACAUACAAUUAAUUAUAUGUAACUUCCCUCAGUCGAGUAGUGAAUUUCAAACACAGAUUCAACCACAAAGAUGUGGGAGGUUUUCCAAUGCCUCGCUAAUUACACUUUGGAUGGUUUAUCAAUACAGCCAGUCACUCGAAAGAUACAGCCGUCCUUCCUAACUCAGUUGCUGGAGAGGAAGGAAACUCCUAAGGGAUUUCACCAUGAAGCCAAUGGUGAAUUUAAAAUGGCUGUGAUAGGAAAACACUGAGGAUGGAUCAACAAUGUAGUUACUCCAUAAUACUAGCCUAAUUGAGUGAAAAGGAAGCCUGUAUAGAAAAACUAUUUCAAAACAGGCAUCCUGUUUGUAAUAUGGCACUAAGAAUCAUAAAACACGGGACGAGAUGUUGAAACUGUCCAUUGUGCCUACAAAAUACUACAAAAAAUGUGGCAAAGCAAUUCACUUUUUGUCCUGAAUACAAAGAGUCAUGUUUAGGGCAAAUCCAAUAAAACACCUUAUUGAGUACCACCAUCCAUAUUUUCAAGCAUAGUGGUGGCUGCAUCAUGUUAUGGGUAUGCUUGUAAUUGUUAAGGACUGGGGAGUUUUUCUGGAUAAAAAAGAAACGGAAUGGAGCGAAGUACAGGCAAAAUCCUAGAGGAAAACCUGGUUCAGUCUGCUUUCCACCUGACACCGGGAGAUUAAUUCACCUUUCAGCAGGACAAUAACCUAAAACACAAGGCCAAAUUUACGCUGAAGUUGCUUACCAACAAGACAGGGAAUGUUCCUUAGUUGCCGAGUUAGUUUAUUUACUUAAGACAACCAAAAAAAGUAGAUUUAACAAUGAAAAUUGUUGUCUAGCAAUGAUCAACAACCAAUUUGACAGAUCUUGAAGAAUUUUGAAAAGAAUAAUGGAAAAAUGUUGCAAAAUCCAGGUGUGGAAAGCUCUUAGAGACUUAUCCAGAAAGACUCGCAGUUGUAAUCACUGCCAAAGGCGCUUCUACAAAGUAUUGACUCAGGGGUGUGAAUACUUAUGUAAUUGAGAUAUUUCUGUAUUUCAUUUCAAAUAAAUUAUUUAAUUUUGAAUUCAGUCUAACACAAGAAAAUGUGGAAUAAUUAAAGGGGUAUGAAUACUUUCUGGAAGCACCGUAUAUGAUUUUCCAAGAUGUUUUGUAAUUGCAUCCAAAAUGCUUCAUAUGCAUGUCUAUUUUGCUAGAGACCAUUUGAGAUUAUAAUACAUUAUGCAAAUUCAGAAUGAUGAAGCUCAAAUAGAGAUUUCCAUUGUUUCCCUUGUAUCUGAUGUGUGUAAAUAUAAUAUGUAAGGGAUAAUCCACGAGGGGCUAUGCGUUCUAUGAAAAAUAAUGAACAACGUGGAAGGUGUGACCUUCCACGGAGUCGCAUUAUUUUCCAGAGAAUGCAUAGAGCCCCGAGUUGAUUAUCCCUUUUAUACCAUGGCUAUAAUUUAACACAUUUGCCACUAGAAAUGUGUUAAUUUGCCUGUAGAAAUGUGUUCAACAUCCACUGAAGUAGCUAGCAAGUUUACUAGAUGGCUAGUUGCCAUGGUCACCAAACAGACUUGCUAGUUUAGCUAACCAAACCAAUCAGGCCUAGCUUGUUAUUAUGAAAAUCGAAUUCAACAAUACCAAUACUGUUUUAAAUUUGACUUUUGCUUUCAAAAGCAACUAAAAAAACAUGUAAAAAUGAGCUAUAGCCAUUGAAUUCUACCGUGCAAAUAUAGCAUGUGUUAUUUAAGCAAUAAGUCAUGAGGGGGUGUGUUAUAUGGCCAAUAUACCAUGGCUUGUGGAGUGCCUGGAUACAGACCUUAGCUGUGGUAUAUUGGCCAUAUACCACAAACACCCGAGGUGCCUUAUUGCUAUUAUAAACUGGUUACCAACGUCAUUAGAGCAUUAAAAAUAAAUGUUUUGUCAUACACGUGAUAUACCACGGCUGUCAGCCAAUCGGCAUUUCGGGCUCGAACCACCCAGUUUAUAAAGGCAAAUAAUGCCCACUCUAGAAUGCCCUUUGAGCCAAUCUGGAAGGAGUAUUCAACAAUGCCAUGAUAUGUCUUCUAAUUGUUACGACAAAUCUUCAGUUAUUUGCUUUGUUUAGGCGAGGCGAUGGCGUAAUCGACAUUUCCUGCUUUGCAUUUUUCACGGUUGACUAUUCUCUGUUUACUACCAGUGCAAGUAUUGGAUUCAGUUUAUUUGAAGUGUCCAGUGUACUAUAGUAUGUUUCUAACGGUAGUGUUAACCUAACUCAUUAUUCAUCUAAUUGAGAAACAGUGACCACUUGGAAAUUCAAUCCAUAUCCUCCCCGUAAAGCAGCUGACCCAAGUCUGUCCAGACCUAUAUUAAAAGGUCCUGUGUACAGCACAAACGGUAAAUGAUGUUUUUCCCCCGUCUAUAGGAUAUCCGUUACAAAACAAGCAACCGCAGAACAUUUUCUACCUACAAAUGGAAAAUGAAAUAAUCAUUGGUAAAUCUUCUGUUACAAACAUUUUGCAUGUCAUAUUUCUGAGUACAUCAUUAUUGUGUAGAUACAAUAAUCAAUGGUAUACUGAAAUCCUCAAUGAACUGUGAAUUAUUGUAAUGAUGAAAUAAAGAACUAAAGUGGGAA